Cavia porcellus (domestic guinea pig) is the source of this 11413-nucleotide messenger RNA. RefSeq names its product ORAI calcium release-activated calcium modulator 2 (gene Orai2). The transcript has 3 exons. Gene Ontology annotation, molecular function: store-operated calcium channel activity. Gene Ontology annotation, cellular component: membrane. The coding region runs from base 8544 to 9347 and encodes 267 amino acids. Lineage: Eukaryota; Metazoa; Chordata; Mammalia; Rodentia; Caviidae. Gene Ontology annotation, biological process: store-operated calcium entry. The record is from RefSeq and is a predicted model, not a curated record.
ACCUGGAUUUGAGGUCUGACUUUGCCUUGGUAAGUGAGAACUGGAGCGAGUCCCUCCCUGCCCCUGGCCACACGGAGAGAGAGACACUAAGCAGACAUAUGGCGGGCGCUAGGCAAGUAGCUGUUGAGGUGGGGCGGGAACCGCGCAGCAGCAGUUUCUGGCCAUUGCUGGGGCUCAUUAAUUCUUCUAAUGCUAUAAUAAUUCCCAGUCUCCAGGGUAGCUAGCACUGGGGAAAAGCAGGCAGAUGUCAUCAUUGAGAAGGGAGUAGGUAAGAUUAUGGUGCACCCACACACACAAAGCUACAAUUAGGGGAGACUCAUGAAGUGAUGCCCUGGUUGAUGGCUUGUGGGUGGAGACCAGCCUGGAAGGGAAUACAGGAGUGCAGUGACAUGUUCUCCCUUCAUAAAACCUCACAACUCUGCAGCCAGACCGUCUUACCUGAGCUCAGAAGCUAAGCAGGUCAGCCUAGUCAGUGCCUGGAGGGGAGAAGGCGCCUGUAAGGAUUCUGCUUUACCAACAAGGUAGGCCUCCAUCCACUCAUUGCUAACUCCUGUACUGAGCACUAUGUAACGCCCCAUCUCAGGCUGAGCCGUCUAUGAUAGAACAUUUUUUGUGCAUUCAUCUCCCAGCAAGUAAGUGAUAGAGCUGGUAUCUGAACCUAGCCAGAAUGACUCUAGAGACCGUCGUACAGAUAGGCUGUCCUGGGGAGAGGCUUGGCCGGAAGGAGCCCCCUGGGGUUUCUACCAGGGCUGUGGGCUUCAAGACCCUCCUUUCACAGGUUCAUGAUGGUGUGUGCAUGGCUGCCCCUCCAAGCAGUUUGUACUAUUAUUAGUAAAAACACUGAUAAACAUGAUUAGAUCUUUUUUUGUGUGUCUUUUUCCUUUUUAUCGGUACCAGGGAUCAAACUCACGACUGCCUGCUUGCGAGGCAGGUGCUUAUGCCGCUGAGCUAAAUCCCCAGCCCCUGAUUAGAUCUAUUUUUACCAGCAGUGGUACAAACUGCUCAUACCCCUGGUGGCUCAAGUAGACAGGAACGUGUGGGCCAUCUGGAGCGUGGCUGCGUGUGUACAAUAAUAUAGUGCAGUGCACUGUAAAGCUCCUUGUCCUAAGAAAAACAAAUUUUUCUUUAUUCCUGGAUCCCAUAUUUGUGAAUUUGUUCACUUAGAUUCAUUUGUGGCCCCAGAGUCCGUACUCCCCUUGCUUUCACAGCUGUUUCCAGACAGCUGUGUGGAAGGUUUGCGUUGCCUAGCGAUACAUGGCCUCACCUGAGGUCGAAUAAGGCAAGGCUUGCCUGUAUCAGCUCAUAGUGCACAGUGUCCUCAAGGCGGCAGAUUCUCUGCGUUCCUCGCUUUGGUGACUGUCAGUGUAUCCCCCAAGCACAGUGCUGAAGCGCCUCUACAAUUCCUUAGGAAGGCCCGGCGUGUGCCCACGCCGCGGAGGAUGUCUGUUGCAGUCCUUUUGGCUGUGAGUCCGCCGUUGAUGAAUCAGCAGUAAGAAGUGAGUAAGUUGCCCUCAAACAGAAAUACGAGACAAGGCCGUGCAGCCUCAGCUGUUAGAAAUGUGGUCAGAGGCAGGCGGGAACUCAGUCCUGUUUCCCUGAGGAGCAAGGUUCAGGCUGAGUUGAUGUAGUGUCUGGUGGCUUCACAGAGCACAGCUUCUGUGGAUAAUGAGGUGUGGCUUUGUGCGGAUGGGGUGAGCGUGCAUGAGCAGCCUGAAGCACAGAGAAGCAUUUCCCAAAGCAGGGAACUGAGCCCAGCCCCUUGCCGUGAAGCUUACACUGUCUCACCUGGAGAACUGGCCACUGUGCUGCUCAUCCCAUGUGGGAUGGGGCCCACAGAUGUCACACUGUACCCCCUGCCUGCCCCCCCCCAGCCUGCUGCUUCCCAGAAGGAAGUACGUCCUCUUCCCCUCAGACCUCUCCCUUCCAUGGGCCUCACUGUCUCAGGCUGGAGAAAGCAGAGCCUUGGGCCUGAGCCAGCUGGGUGCCUCAUCUCCAGCCUGGUACAGUGUGGAUGGUCUCACUGGUUCCCCCAAGGUCCGGUUCCAUGGUUCUCCCAUGGCCCAUAGACAAGCCCUGGGAUUUCCCGUUACCAUAGACCUAGCUCCUUGUCCUCCUGCCCCCAGGCCAUUCCAGCAUCCUCUCCCCACCUAUCACCACUGGGCUCUUCCUUGCCAAGCCAGCCCCUGGGUGACAUAGCAGCCUUUCCCGGGUAGCAUUCCCAGUAUCCCUCCUGGCCCAUUCAGCCCUUAAGUGUGGGGGUGAUGAGCUUGAGUGCUGUCCUCACUGGUACCUUCUGCGUUUGUCUGAGGUUUGUCUACCCUGGAGCUCCGCACACCGAGGUCCUAUCAGCUGCUUGACUGCCACCCCUGGGUGUCUGACAGACACCUUGAACAUAGUAUAAGAAAAGGGAACUUGAACCCCAGCACCUCCCCUUGAUCUUCCCACCUUAGUGACUAUAUCGCCUUCAAUUUCUGUUUUUCUUAGUCUCCCCAUAGACCUCCAUUUAACCAAGGCCUGGACCUUGCACUCGAGAUGCCCAUCCUGUCCCCACAGUCUACACCACCAGCUUCCGUAGCCUGGUGGAUGACACCUCUUCUUCUGUUAACCCCUGUUCUCCAUGUAGCAGUCAGGAGAUACUUCACAGAUGGAAGCUGUUGUAAUCCCAGAUAUUGAGAACAGCCAUCCAAGUGGUGUAAUCCUUUUUCCAGUCUUCCUCAGAAUCCAAAAAGUUAUACUUAUAACCCCAUCGAGACAAUAUUGGAAUCCUGCAAAUUAAUUCCAAUCUACCACCUCAGUGUAACCCACGGCAAGAGUAAGAACACUGAGACAUAUUCCAAGUUAAGGGCAGCUGAGGGGUCCUAAAUCCAGUUCCCGUGAGGAUGUGAGGACAAAAGCCCUGAUUCUAGGGCUCUCCAAGAAUGUAUUAUCUUAUGAAAAGGGGGGUGGCUUCAGGAUGAGUGACAGGAUGGCGAGAACUAUGUGAGUGACUUGAGCCAGUCAGCCAGGUAGUGAGAAAAGCAUCUCUGCAAAAUGCAGAGAUAAGCAUAUGGAGAAGGAUCAAUUUGCAUAAUUCAAUUGAAGUAACAACUGAAUUGUUUUUGGAGGCUGUUGCUUCAGUUUCUGGUAUGUAAAUUUUUGUGCCCUGGGGAGUUGUAGCCUCUAUCUCCAGGCUCACACUCAGUUGAUGUUCCUGGAGCUGACUGGCUCUGUCAUCCCGCUACCAUCCUGCUGUGCUCAUUAUUUUAGAGUGUACUGUGCGAAGAAACAGCGGACUGUCUGAUGGCUUUAGAGAUUAAGUACCAGUACCUGGCUAGCCUUAUUUGCAAUGCUUCAAGCCAGUUGAAGAGAGAAAGUAAUACCAUGGUCAGGUCUACAUAGCAGUAUAAGGAAAUAAGUCUCGAUUAAUCAAAGUCACAGCAGUUGUUCUGCAUUCAUGAGGAGUCACUCAAAUUGUCUCCCACAGAAACCAGAUCUUGUCACUGCUAGUAUGGGGUCGCCAGCAGCUUCCCUGACUUGGGGUAAAAUACAAGCUGCAAAGCCCUAAUGUCUAGCACUUCCCCUCCCACCUCCCAUGCCACCCUCACCCCCACUCCUGAUGGAGUAUCUGCAUCCCCGCACCUACCUCAGAAACCCUGCUUUUGCAUCUUACUUGGCCUCAGCUGAGAUACCAGCUCUUUGGAGGCACCUCUUCACCCGUCAUUCUUUUUCCUUCUCUUCCAUACCACGUAUCAUUCAUUUACUAUCUGCCUCCCACUGUCCCAGCAGCUUCCUGAGAACCCAGGACCUUGUGUCCUGUUCUUUGCUGCAAUUCUAGUGCCACACAGUGUUUGGGACAUAGUAGGUGCUCAUUUAAAUAUCCAUUUCACAAUUGAGCAAACCCUAAGGACAGAAAGCAGGCAAGGAUGCACUUUUUUUUACUUUUUUUUUUUUUUUUUUUUUCUGGUGCCAGGGAUUGAACUCAUGACCUUGUGCUUAUCCAGCAGGCCUUUAUUCCACUGAACUAAAUCCCAAACAAGGACACUCUUUAAACCUGACAGACUGCUUAUACAGGAAGAACAGAUAGCUGCGUGUAGCUAGUUUGCAGGAGGUCACCAAAGUGAUUCAUCCCAGGCAUACACCUGUGAAGGAACCUCUUUAAAAAUCCAGAUUCCUGGGUGACGCCCCUAGAGAUCUGAUAGUUUAGGCUCAGAAUACACAUUUUAGGCAGAUAUCCUGGGAGACUCCUCCACCACCGCCUUGCAAAAUGGCUUGGAGCACAUGAAGUACUGUUACUAUUUUAAGUUUACUUCCUGUUUUGAACAUCUUCAGUCUUUGGGGAUUGAACCCAGGGCCUCUGCACUGAGUUACAUCCUCAACCCUGUUUUAUUUUGAGCUGCCAAAUUGCCCAAACAGGAGCCAGGUGUGGUGGUGCAUGCCUGUAAUGCAAUCACUUGGGAGUUUGAGGCAAGAGGAUCAUUCCCAAGUUCGAGACCAGCCUGGGCUACAAAAUGAGCUCAAGGCCAGCCUGAAUUGCAUAGUAAGACCAUCUCAAAAAAGACCAAAAAAAAAAAAAAAAAAAAGGCCAAAUUGCCCAGGCAGUGCUUAAAUUUGCACUCCUGCGUCAGCCUCCUAGAGUGCUGAGAUUAUGGGAGCACACCAUUAACAUACGUCUUGGAAAGAAAUUGUUAAAUUGAGUUAGAGAAGUGAUGUGCAUUGACUUGGACCUAGGAAUAUGGCUUGAUCCAGUCCCUACGGCUGCAUGGGAGGAGAACUGUGGAAAUUUUCCUUCGCAGAUGUGUUUCCCCUUCUCCCCUUCAGAAGUUAAUUUAUGUUUACUCUUUGGCUUGCUUGAUGAAAGUGAGAGCUACAAUUACCACACAUCAGCAGUAUUUCCAUCAGGAGUGCACUCUUGGAGAUUACCCUGGAGGGAGCGCAGGGGGGCCGUGGGUGGCUUUGCCCUUUCCAAGGUCUGCAGCAGAUACUCCUGGAACACCUGGCAGGGCUCCGCCCCAGGGAUCCCAGGGCCCGUGUCUGAUGCUCACAGGAAGUGUCCUGAGCAGGACCCAGGAAGCCCACCUCCCAGGAGCUGUGCUCUGAACAGAGCAGCGCAGGGAUUUGUACAGAGAACACACUGGAAGGGGACAAGCGGGAAGGGCAGGCAGUAGUGACAGUGGCCUGAAUCGAGGCACAUGGGGAAAAGUUGAGAAAUGUGGCAGAAUUCCCAGGACUGCAGUGGGAGAGAAGGAGUCCAGGACGAUACCAGAUCAAGUCACCCCACCUGGGUGGAUGAAGUGACAUUCCCUGAGACAGGUGGCCUGAAGGUGGAGCAGGUGUGUCAGGGUAAAAUGACAAGUUCAGCUGGGGCAUGGUGAAGUCAAGGGCCCUUGGAACUGCUGCAGAAAUGUCACCCAGGUCAGGAGGUGAGAUCCAGGCUAAAGGUGAUACUUGGGAGUCCUCAGGCUGCAUGUGGUUCUCGAAGCCAUGGGGCAGAAGAGACCAGCCAGGGAGGAGUGUAGUGAAGGAAGGACCCGGCAGGAGCUGAGGAACAUCUAGGUGACAGACCCCGGCAGCAAGAAAACAAGCAGGUCACCAAGGCAUUUCCUUUUUUUUUUUUUUUUUUUUUUUAUCAUCGGUACCGGGGAUCGAACUCACGACUGCCUGCUUGCAAGGCAGGUGCUUAUGCCGCUGAGCUAAAUCCCCAGCCCCAUCAAGGCAUUUCCUGAGAGGAAGAGACAGGGAUGACAGCCGAAAGAGCCUCUGCUUUUAGUGACACAAAUGUCCGUGCAGUGCAGGGGACUGAGGAGGUGAAGCAAUGACAACUCUGUUGAGAAAUUUGUCGUGAUGUGGGGACCGGUGAUGACAGGUUAAAGAGAAGACACAAGAGUGGCCGGAAGGGAGAAGGAUGGGUCUCAGCAAGGUCAAGAGGAAGGCUGGAGUGGGUGGGAAGCUCAGAAGAUAGACAUUAGGGUCCCCCCUUCCAUGCUGGAGCUUAAUCUCUGAAGUCUCGGGUUAACAGUAUUAGAGGUGGGGCCUCUGGGGAGCAGCUAGCUAAGGUCACUAGGGUGGCUCCUCCAUGAUUAAAACCUAGUAGCUUCAUAAGGAGAGGGAAAGACCACACAAGGGUGUCACCUGCUCCCACCAUGACCCAGUGAGCCCAGGGGUCCUCUCCAAAGCCUGGGCCAUGCUGUUGAGACUGCUUCCUCUGGAACCAGAUAAACCUUGUCUUUAUCAAGUAGCUUGUAGUACUUUGUUAUGUCAGUGGAAAGCUAAUUCAGUAACAUAGUUGCUUUAGGACUUCAGAAGGGCUGUGAGUGAUGAAAAGGGGUAGACAAGCUGGGUGAGGGUGGUGGCUCAUGCCUGUAAUCCCAGCACUCGAGAGGCUGAGGUGGGACGAUCGUUGCGAGUUCGAGACCUGGGCUACAAAGUGAGCACAAGGCCAGCCUAAACUGUAUAGUGAGACUCCGUCUCAAAAAAAGACAAAAAAAAAAAAAAAAAAGGGCUAGACAGAGGGGACACCGUAGUCAUCCUCAGUGCUAAGUGGAAGACAGGAGGGAAAGAGACCACAGCUCACACUGAACGGGGGAAUAGGAUGCACAGAUCUAGCAGGUGCUUGGCCCUGGGUGUAAACCUCCUCAAAGAACCGGUCAUUUCAAAGCCAGGAUAGCUGAGACCUUAGGAGAGGAACUGACUUGUCACCCCAGGGUUGCAGUUCAGCCCACUGUCUUGGUCCGAGGUGAGGAGGGGCGCAAGGUGUCAACACCACUUACCCCAGCCAGAAAACAAAGGGGUUGGUAACUGUAUAAUUACCACUCAGCUCCCUGUGCACCUGAACUGGACCUCCACACAUCAGUCUGUGACUACUAAAUCUUGCAACAUGGUGUUUUUGCCUCCCUCAACCUUUUUUUCCCCUAGUACUAGGGUAGAACCCAGGGUCACUGUACCCCAGCCCUUUUUAUUUGUUAAUUUUUUAUCUGAGACAGUCCUGCUAAAUCCCCGAGGCUGUGCUCAAAUUUGUAAUCAGCCUCCCCAGUUGCUGGGAUUACGCGCUGCACCAGCACACUGGGCUCGGCUCCCUCCGUGUGUCCAUGUCCAUGUGUGUGUCUGUAUAAGGUAUAAACACCCUGCCAUCCCGUCUGGUUCAGAAAGUGGUUCCGAAUGCACUGGUAAUUACAGCUGGCACUUGCUUCCACCUGGCCAUGAGGAUAACUGCUGGGGGAGACCUCACUGUGCUGGAAGGUGCUGGAAGCCUGCUGCAGGUCAGCAAAGACAGGCUUCCCGAGACUGCACCGAGCUCUAGCGCUGAAAGAUUUCCGUCUGUGAUGCAACGGCUGUCGUUUACAAAGUCUUUUCUUCCUGUUUUCAAGUUUACUUGUCACAAAUUUGAGGUUUCAAAGCCAGAAAACCAGGGCCGACGGAUUUUGGUUUCUGAAAUUUGCUUUUCUCCAGGCAUCUUUGGGAGUGGGAGGCUGUAGUCGCCCUGGGUCUCUCAGCCUGUCCUUACUUAGGGCCUAACCUGCCUCCAGGAGGGGCAAAUGGUUCCGUCUGGUUUUAAGUGUCCUCUUGGAUUAAAAGACAUCAUUCAGCUCAGCAGUGGGCUCUGUAAAGCAGCUGGAAGCCCAGAGUUAACCUGGCAUCUGCAACAUCUAUACCCUUCCCAUUGUCAAUAAACUUAUUUGGUAAAUGUGUCACGGUCCAAUGCCGUUUUGGCAGAUGGAAAAAUCCUAUGUAGGGCACGCAGCGAGGACUCGGAGGGGCCGUCUGGCAGCGAUGGGUUCCUAUGAGCCCAUUCGUCACUUGGUGAAUUAUUCAUGUACACUUCCUGGAAAGAAAGUUCCUGCUUGAAUAUCUCAGUUGUAAGCCGCAGAGUUCACCAGCGAGGGUGAGAGGCUGUCUGCAGUUGCGGCUGAGGUACGCGUCUCCAAGUGCAGGAUUAGGUCCCGGGAUCCCAGAGCCUGGGAAUAGGUGUGGCCAGGCCGAGCCUUGCCCUCCACCCCUCUCCCAGCCCACCCUCCACAGGCGGAGGACGGAUGCGGGCACCCGGCGCUCUCCUUCUGUACUCAACCCACUCACCCACCGGGGGCCCAGCAGGGGUGGCCAUGCCGGUCUUUGCUGCUCUGACCUAGAGUUAGAAAGCCCAGCUCGCGGUUCAGCGACCCGGACCGUUGCAUCCCAGCCUCGCUGCUUCCGCGCUCCGGCUCCGGGAAGAAGAGCGUGCCAGACAAAUAUCUUAGGCGCAUCGCCCUGGGUGGUCCCGACAAGCAACGGGAUCUGGGGAGCUGAGGGGGGGGAGGAGCCCAGCUCUUCGUGGCCCAACGGGUCACGUGGCUCGCAGCACCCCCAGGAGCUGUCACGUGACGGCGGCGCGCGGGUUGCCUUGGCAGCGGCUGGGGGCAGGGCUGAGGCGAGCCCGGAGGUGGGGACCCGCGCACCGGGCGGAAGGAGGGAGGGGGCCGCGGUCUGCGCCCCGGCCGGGCCACUGGGCCACAGGGCCGCACCAUCGCCUGCUCCGCGCCCCAAGCCAAAGCCUGCGCGGCAACGAAUGCUCGGGUGAGUGCUCCAAGCGGAUGCGUCCACCCCUCCCUCAGCCGCAGAGAAGCCGCCCAGCUCCCACCAUGAGCGCCGAGCUCAGCGUGCCUGCAGACCCCUCCACUGCUCGCCCAGAGCCUGGCCACAAGGGCAUGGAUUACCGGGACUGGGUCCGCCGUAGCUACCUGGAGCUGGUCACCUCCAACCACCACUCAGUGCAGGCCCUGUCCUGGAGGAAGCUGUACCUGAGCAGGGCCAAACUGAAGGCCUCCAGCCGGACGUCGGCCCUCCUUUCCGGUUUCGCCAUGGUGGCCAUGGUGGAGGUGCAGCUGGAGACGCAGUACCAGUACCCAAGGCCCCUGCUCAUCGCCUUUAGCGCCUGCACCACAGUGCUGGUGGCUGUGCAUCUGUUCGCCCUCCUCAUCAGCACCUGCAUCCUGCCCAAUGUGGAGGCCGUGAGCAACAUCCACAACCUCAACUCCAUCAGCGAGUCUCCGCACGAGCGGAUGCAUCCCUACAUUGAGUUGGCCUGGGGCUUCUCCACCGUGCUCGGCAUCCUGCUUUUCCUGGCUGAGGUGGUACUGCUCUGCUGGAUCAAGUUCCUCCCUGUAGAUGCCAGGCACCAACCUGGCCAUGAGUCCAGCACCCACACGGGGUGGCAGGCUGCCCUGGUGUCCACCAUCAUCAUGGUGCCUGUGGGCCUCAUCUUCGUGGUCUUCACCAUCCACUUCUACCGCUCGCUGGUGCGCCACAAGACCGAGCGCCACAACCGCGAGAUCGAGGAGCUACACAAGCUCAAGGUGCAGCUGGAUGGGCAGGAGCGCAGCCUGCAGGUGGUGUGAGGGACCGGGGGCCCAGGAAGGCAGACGGUGCAGCAGGCUGCUUAGACACUGCCAGACGUUCCAAGGCCAAAGUGUCCUCCUGUCAUAGUGCCAUAAUAAGCUGGACGCUGGUCCCUGGGACCAUGGAGCUCCAGUGAUGCAGGGGUUCUGUGGCUAAGAGCCACCUCCUUGGCCCUUGGCACUUCCUGGGUUGGGGGCAAGCCCAAGAGGCACUGUCCCAGUAAGGGCUGCAGGCAGCACCAGUGUUCAAGGGGAUCCGAGAGUGCAGGCCUCUGUGGUGUGGACCUGGGGCUGUGAGUUCAAGGUUUUGUACCCAGCAUGCAGAACUGGGCUUUGUGGCUGCCUACUGAGGUGCAAGCCCAUGGGAUUAGCAAGGCUGCUGGUGUGGUUUGGUGCUCUCUUCCCAGCCGUAGAGGGAGCUGGGUCACCUGGCCUACAGGAUGAAGGCAGGAACCCGGGGCACAGUCAGCUUCAGAGUGUGGUGGGUGCCAGGUGGGUGCAUCAGAAUUGUCAACCCCUGUGGGAGGUUCCCUGGAAGGGAAGCCUGGCUGAGGCUGAAGAGGCUUAGUUGAGGGAUGCCCCAAAGCUCACCAGGCUCAGAUCUCCCUCUGCAGCCAGUGGAGCCUCUGACUCACCAAGCCACCAGGUGGGGAAGUGACCACAGUCCAGGGUGACCUCCUCUGAGCCUAAGCCUCCACCCCACUGGGCUGCGUGAACAGCAGGGCAGAACACCUGCCCGGCUCCCUGCUGCCUGAGGGCCAUAGUGCCAAGAGCAGACAGCUUCCCCUCAGCAUUGCUGCUGGCCAGGCCCAACGUUCAUCAUGACCUCGAGCACUGCAGGGUCCCACACCGUUUACACAGCUGUGCGGCAGGGCUGUGGCACUGUCCCUGAGCACCUGGCAUCUGGCAGACCUGAGGCUGUGUGGGAACGUGCUACACCACGAGCUACUCCAAGAUCGUGUUUACCUGGGUUUUCAGAGGUCACCUGCAAACAGUUGUGUCAGUUCUUUGCGCUCCACUUAACCUAACAGCUUACUGUCUCUGUGAUGUCUGGACUGAGUGCCAGGGGACCUUGGGUGGCCUUGUUGAGGUCUCUGGAAGUGGGACAUGCCAUGACGAUGUAAACCUUAGCACAUGGGGAGAUGUAGCGCCAACCUCCCCUGUGAGUUGUGCCAUCUGGCAGGAGCCCUGCCAUCCGGUGCCCUGGGGCCAGAGCCCUGUAUGUUCUGGGGCAGGUCCUGCACCUCCCUAGAGGACAUUUGUGUAGGACCAUUGCCUUCUGACUCGUGUCUGCUUUCCUGGAGCUUUGUCGAAGGCUUGUCUCCUUUAAGGUAUGCUUUGGUAAAGAAUGUCACUAUCACUCAGGACAGCUGCUCAUGUCCUGGCAAGAGCGAGAUAGGCCCUUCUAAAUGAGCAGCUCGUGGCUGGGAGGGAACAGAGGGCCCUUCCUCCAGGCAGAGCCUUUGGAGGAGAGCCACACUGGACACACUCCUGCCACCCACUUCCCAAGGCCAUCUGGUGCUCCUGCCCACAGUGCCCACUUCCACAGACUGUGCCAGCACAGAGCUAGGGAUUACACACAGGAUCAGCCCCAGGUAGCGGGUGCCUGGUGACAGUGCCGCAGUAGCAGACAGAGUCCCGAUGAUCUCAUGCUCCCAGCUCUGGCCUUGCAUGUUCUGAGCAUGGGACAGUUAGUCUACAGGAACAGAAGCACAGUGCUCAUAGGGAACCUUGGGCCACACUAGCUGGAAGGCAAACUGCCCUUGGGAGGGGCAGACAAUUCACUGGGACAGCCUGGGGGAUGGGAAGGCCACAUGCAGGCUGGAGACGCAGCUUCUGGAGGUGUGACCUGAUUUUGCAGUGGGAGGCACAGCGUCCUCAUUUCAUCUCUGCAGCCCAGAGUCUUUAUCAGCUUUGGCUCAGGACUCACCUGAGGAGGGCACCUGCCUGUGCCAUUGAGCUUACGUGCAGGACAUGGCACAGGUGGCAAACAUAACUCCUGUCCUGUGUGUGGGUUUCUAACAGCUGCCCAGGACUGAACUGAAUAAAGCAGUAAAGCUCUUCAA